This is a messenger RNA of Aspergillus pseudotamarii, 1769 nucleotides long. Its product is annotated as 3-keto-steroid reductase. NCBI's taxonomy places the organism in Eukaryota, Fungi, Ascomycota, Eurotiomycetes, Eurotiales, Aspergillaceae. The coding region runs from base 248 to 1615 and encodes 455 amino acids. Gene Ontology annotation, biological process: ergosterol biosynthetic process. Gene Ontology annotation, cellular component: endoplasmic reticulum membrane; lipid droplet; mitochondrial outer membrane. The transcript has 2 exons. The record is from RefSeq and is a predicted model, not a curated record. Gene Ontology annotation, molecular function: 3-beta-hydroxysteroid 3-dehydrogenase (NADP+) activity.
AACUCAUUCGCUAUUCCCCCUCACACUGAUCAUAUACUCGAAAUUUGGAACCUUACGUUGAAGCUACACACAGUUUUGGCCAACUGAAAAGGGAUUAGCCAAUCAAUCCAGGCACACAUAAGGUUAGGGAACUAAUCCCGCUUAGGCCUAGAGCACGGGAACAACAUCCCAUGAAUGUCAAUUACUAGUCUCCAUCCUUGAUCAAAUCUUCCUCCCCGACGGACGCCAAAUCAACAAUUGGCCCAUCAUGUUCAAUUACGGAACCGACGAGGAUCUCCAGGAAAAGGUCUAUAUCCUUGUCACCGGUGCAAACAGUGGUCUUGGAUUCUCGAUAUGCUGCCGUCUAGUCGAUGAAUUCCUCAGCUCCCCUCAACGUACAAACCAAUCGUUAACCGUCAUCUUCACCACCCGAAGCCCCAAGAAAGGAAAUGAUACUCUCCGCCGCCUCCAGGACCAUCUCCGCAAAACCUCCGCAACACCCUCCCCCACCAGAAGGGUAACCUUCAUCCCGGAGAGCGUAGACCUAAACAACCUCGUCUCCGUCCGCGCGCUCUCCCGCUGCCUGAAUGAUGAGUACCCCAAACUCGACGCCAUCAUGCUCAAUGCCGGCAUCGGGGGCUGGUCAGCCCUGAAUUGGCCGCGAGCCGUCUGGGGCGUCCUCACCGACCUUGUCCACGAAGUCUCCUGGCCCUCAUACAAGAUCGCACCCGUUGGCAUGGUAACAGACUAUCAGACCACGACGCUAGCAACCCAAGAGCCGCGCCUGGGCUCCGUCUUCUGCGCAAACGUCUUCGGUCACUACAUGCUAGCGCACAAUGUCAUGCCCCUGCUGCGACGGUCAGGACAACCCCACGGCCCCGGCCGUGUCAUUUGGGUCUCCAGCCUAGAAGCCACGGUGAAGUUGUUCGACGUCGACGAUAUUCAGGGUCUUCAGACCACGGCGCCCUACGAAUCUUCCAAGGCGUUGACCGACAUAUUGGCGCUGACGGCCGAUCUACCCAGUACCAAGCCCUUCGUGAAGGGUUUCUACUCCGUCGACGAUAACAGGACUUAUAAUAGUGGAUUUGGGAGACCUAGAAUCACUAAUGACGAUAACUCGGCCCCAAAUAUGUACCUCUCUCACCCCGGAAUCUGUGGCACGGGUAUCAUCCCGCUCUCCUGGCCGCUCUUUUACUCAAUGCUUGCCAUCUGCUUUUUUGCCCGGUUACUAGGGUCCCCAUGGCAUACGGUGUCGACUUAUCUAGGUGCCUGUGCUCCUGUGUGGCUAGCGUUGUCUGCUCAGUCCGUCUUGGACACGGCUGAGUCGCUGUACCGGCAGAAUGGUGGCGGUAGGGCGAAAUGGGGUUCCUCUACCAACAGGCUCGGCAAGGAUAAUGCGGCAUCUACCGAAGUUGACGGGUGGGGGUAUGGUGGUGUCGUUGGUCCCGCUAUUGUGGAUGAGGAUCGGUUGCGUCGGCGGAAAAGAGGCGCGGUGGACCUUACAGCGGAAGACAAAGAGGAGUUUGAAGAGCUGGGGAGAAAGUGCUGGCAGAAAAUGGAGGAGUUGAGAAUUGAGUGGGAUAAAAUUCUUGAUCUGGAUGAAGUAAGCCCUGAUGAUUUCGGUCUGGGAUUCUAAUGUCGCAUAAAAAUCGCAUCUCGGGUUGUAUAUUAUACGGUAGAUACCAUGUCAAUCUUCGCAUAUGUGAUUUUUGUACAAGGCGCAGGACGUUCGCUAGUUCUUUGUCAGAAAUGCACAAAUGCACUGUAUUCUUUUUUUCCCCUGAUUCUGC